Colletotrichum orchidophilum is the source of this 777-nucleotide messenger RNA. RefSeq names its product ubiquitin carboxyl-terminal hydrolase, family 1. Gene Ontology annotation, molecular function: cysteine-type deubiquitinase activity. Gene Ontology annotation, biological process: protein deubiquitination; ubiquitin-dependent protein catabolic process. Lineage: Eukaryota; Fungi; Ascomycota; Sordariomycetes; Glomerellales; Glomerellaceae. Gene Ontology annotation, cellular component: cytoplasm. The record is from RefSeq and is a predicted model, not a curated record. Bases 1 to 777 code for a protein of 258 amino acids. The transcript has 2 exons.
AUGAUCCUCAAUCUCCCGCUCAUAGUCAUACUCACACUACUCAUCACGACCGAAACCUGCCCCAACCCAUCAGCUGUAUUCACCCUCAAAAUGCCCCAAACCUACAACAAAGCCUUCAUCCCCCUCGAGUCCAACCCUCAAGUCUUCAACGAGCUCAUCGCCCUCCUCGGCGCCUCGCCCCGCCUCCAAUUCAAAGACGUCUUCACCCUCGAUGACCCCACCGCCCUACCGCAAAAGAUCCUCGCCCUAGUCCUCAUCUUUCCCACCACGCCGACGUUUGAAGCGCGGCUGACGAUUGAGGACGCCGGCGCCAAAGAUUGGAUGGUGGAGCACGACGAGGAGGACGAGGAUGCAGUGUGGUUCAAGCAGACUAUCAACAACGCCUGUGGGCUGUAUGCCAUACUGCAUGCUCUGGCAAACGGCCGGGCCAAGGAUUUUCUCACUCCCAUGGACCCUGCACAGGCCGCCAUGGUGUUGGAAAGCUCAAAGGAGCUCGAGGACGCAUACGCUACUAUCGCGACAAAGGGUGAUACAGCGGCACCGCAGAGUGCCGAGGACGAAGUCUACUUUCACUACAUCUGCUUCGUCAAAUCACCAGACACUGGCCACCUCUAUGAGCUGGACGGAGACAGGAAGGGCCCGGUGGACAAAGGUAUCCCAAAUGAGGUGGAAAAGGUGGAUCUCGGAGCAGAGUCAGUAGACAUUGUAAGAAACUUUAUUUUGCAAGGAGGAGACAACAUUGGGUUCAGUCUCCUGGCCCUGACUGAGGGUGCAUGA